CACAAAAUCAACACACAUACACAUACACACUUAUAAUUAAAUUACCUAUCAUCAAUUCCCAAUGGCUUCAUCCAUGACCAUGACCACCUCCUUCUUUGGUGGAGCCGUCGCCACGAAGCCGGCCGCGGUCACCACCCGUCGCAGCCAGCUGUCCGUGAGGGCCUCCAUGGACUUGGAGAAGGCGGUGGCAGAGGCCACCAACACGAGGCGCGGCUUCGUGUUGGCCGGGAUGGCCGCAGCAGCAGCUUCGUCCGUCUCGAAAACCGCGAUGGCUAUACCCGGUGGGUGGACGCCGCAGGAUCCAAAAGCACCGGAGUAUUUUCAACUGGCGACAUUCGCGGUGUCGGAAGCAAACAAACGGAUUAAUGAGGCCUUGACUCUGGAGUCUGUGUCUAGGGCCGAGACGCAGGUGGUGGCGGGUACGAAUUACAGGCUGAUUCUCUCCGCUAGGGAUCAACGUCCCAUAUCCAACAACUACGAGGCCAUUGUUUUCUCCCAGGCCGCGCCGACAUCCCUUCAGCUGACUUCCUUCAACCCACUUCUUAAAUAGAUUUCCCUCAUAAGGUGCCGGCAGAGUCCUAAAAAGCAACAUAAUGCUCAAGUUUAUCGGUUGUUAAGUGUGUUAAAAGACUAUCUCCAUUCUCCAGUGUUUAGCAGUUAUAAAGAUCAUUACUUGAAGAUUUGACAA
Molecule: messenger RNA, 688 nt
Organism: Salvia hispanica
Lineage: Eukaryota; Viridiplantae; Streptophyta; Magnoliopsida; Lamiales; Lamiaceae
Product: cysteine proteinase inhibitor 1-like
Molecular function (GO): cysteine-type endopeptidase inhibitor activity
Source: RefSeq, a predicted model, not a curated record